UCUUGUGUCCCUUCGAGUUGCGGAGAUAUCAUGAAUCGCAAAGAAACCAUGUCAAAACCCUAAUUUUUCAGCUUUUCUUGUUCAAAGUUUUCGUGUUCAUUUGUGUAAUAAUUUCAAUUUUCUUUAUUAUUCUUUUCCAAUGGCGACGACAGAAGCAGCAAAAUUCAAGAAAUCCGACCUUAUACCGAUCCCACAACCACCAGAUUACCACCCGGAGAUAACCGUCUCGCCGCAGCACGACGGCCUCCACUUUUGGCAGUUUAUGAUCGCUGGUUCCAUCGCCGGCAUGGUCGAACACAUGGCCAUGUUCCCAAUUGACACAAUUAAAACCCGUAUGCAAGUGUUAGGAUCAUGCCCCAUUAAAUCUGCUGGACUCCGACAAGCUCUUCAGUCGAUACUCAAGUCCGAUGGUCCCGCCGGUCUUUACCGUGGAAUCGGAGCGAUGGGACUCGGUGCAGGUCCGGCACACGCUGUUUAUUUUUCCGUAUACGAGAUGUGUAAAGAGACGUUUUCAAGGCAGCACCCAAAUAAUCCGGCAGCUCAUGCGGCGGCGGGGGUUUUCGCGACCGUGGCAAGUGAUGCAGUGUUUACUCCAAUGGAUAUGGUGAAGCAGAGGCUGCAAUUAGGAAGUGAGAGUCCGUAUAAAGGUGUGUUCGAUUGUAUAAGAACAGUGUUGAAAGAAGAAGGAUUUGGGGCUUUUUAUGCUUCGUAUAGAACAACGAUUUUGAUGAAUGCGCCAUUCACGGCUGUCCAUUUUGCGACCUAUGAGGCGGCGAAGAGGGGUUUGUUGGGAGUCUCGCCGGAUAGUGCCAGUGAUGAACGGUUGGUGGUUCACGCUACUGCUGGUGCAGCCGCAGGAGCAUUGGCUGCUGCUGUCACUACUCCACUUGAUGUUGUCAAGACUCAGUUGCAGUGUCAGGGUGUGUGUGGAUGUGAUAGAUAUGCAAAUGGUUCAAUUAGGGAUGUAUUAAGAACAAUAUUGAGAAAAGAUGGAUACAGAGGGCUUUUCAGGGGAUGGAUGCCAAGGAUGCUUUUUCAUGCUCCAGCCGCAGCCAUUUGCUGGUCAACAUAUGAAGCUGGAAAAUCAUUUUUUCAAGACAUAAAUACUGAUGAUAGAGGUAGCAGAAUGACCUAAGAGUAUAGGUAAAAAAAAAAUCAACAUUCACUUUUUCUCUUGUUGUUACAUCAAGAUUUAAGACACAUACACUCCUCUCCUCUCACAUAGAAAACAAAAGAAAAGAAAGAUCAACUUCUUCUACCCGAGUGAGUGCUAAUACUUCCAAUUGUUAUAUUUGUUCUGAUGAGCUUCAAAUCAGAAUCAAAUUGGAGUGAUUGAGGCAAAACAGAAGAAGGGUAUGCCAUUAUUGUUUAUGGCUUGAGCUGUAUUGUUGUUUAUUGGCUUCAAAAUUAUUUAUCCAGAUCUAUUGAGUUUUUUUUAUCGUGCAGAUUUAUCUGUAAGUUUUGCUGGAAAUUUUUUCUUAGUGUCCAUUACCACUGCUAUAUUAUUGGAUUUUUGCUGAUGCAAGUGAAAUGUUAGUUGUUGAAUAAAGUUUUAGAGCUUGAUUAGUAGUAGAUGUUUUAAAUGUGUAGUUUGAUUUAUUAAUGUGUUAGUUAUCUUUAAAAAACUAAACUUUGAAAUGAUAAUAUAAAUUGUCAGAAUAAAUAAAUGAUUUCGAAUGUUGUAAUUA
This is a messenger RNA of Lactuca sativa (garden lettuce), 1688 nucleotides long. RefSeq names its product Mitochondrial substrate carrier family protein. Gene Ontology annotation, biological process: iron import into the mitochondrion. The record is from RefSeq and is a predicted model, not a curated record. Lineage: Eukaryota; Viridiplantae; Streptophyta; Magnoliopsida; Asterales; Asteraceae. Gene Ontology annotation, cellular component: mitochondrial membrane. Gene Ontology annotation, molecular function: ferrous iron transmembrane transporter activity.